ACAUUUGGCUGUGUAGCUGAAUCUCUCAGCAGAUUAUGAUGUCACUGCGGAGUGGGAACAGAGUCAGCCUUUCAUCUAGAGUCAAGGAUCACAGUCAGGAUUAAGUGCAUGUAGGUAGUAGUCCGUGGCCAGUGAAUGCUCAGAAACAGUAGAGCUGAGUUCAUCCAGUUCUGGCUUCUUCGUUGUGGACCUUAGAGAAAAUGAAAUUGUGGAUUUUUUUCUGUGUGAAGAUGAAGAAUACCACAAAGAUAAUGAGAGACAUCUGAGAGAGGCUUGUUUUCACUCAUUUGGCUUCCUUUGCUGCCCAUAACAAGCAAUAAGCAAGAUGAAGGUGAAAUGGAAUACGCUGGGCAUAGUUGUCUUCUUUCUGCUCUCUGUGGUCAUGACCUGCUGCUUUAUAUGGCAGUAUAGGAUGCCAAAGUUGAAGACAGAGAAUAUUGUACCAACCAGGAAAGUACGGUUGGAGGAGCUGUGCCCUCGCUUCCCUGAACCUGUGCCCCUUGAACAUCCCAUCACAUCACUGAGGGUGGCCUUAGAAAAGGCAGAUGUACUCCUGAGGUCAAGCAUUCAUACCACCAAGCUACCAGCAAUAUCAGCCAUUGUGGUUUUAAAUGACUCUGUUCUCUGGAAUGGAAACUUUGGCCAGAAAAACUUAAGUGACCCAUCCUCAUCUGUACCCAAUGAGUACACAGUGUACAGAAUUGCAAGUCUCUCAAAGAUCUUCCCCACACUGAUGCUAUAUAAAUUGUGGGAAGAUGGCCUGGUGGCCUCUUUGGACGAUCCUCUGGAGAAGUACAGAAAUUUCACCAUCAAAAACCCACUGGGGAAUGGUGGGAGGCCAGGAUAUUCAACAUCCAAGAUACUCAGCAGCCUCUCACCUGCAGUCACCCUGCGCAGGAUGGCCAGCCAGCUGUCAGGGUUACCCAGAAGAUUAAGGUCAACUAAUCUCCUUUGGAGUGGAGACACACAGGCAGCCCUUAAUUUGUUACAGGAUGAUGUUCUCGUGGCAGACCCAGGCACAAAAUGCCACUACAGCAAUGUUGCUUUUUCUUUACUGGCCAAUGUCUUGGCCCAAAAGGUGAGUGGCUCAGAUUUUGAGACAUGGGUUUCGGACAACAUUCUGAAGCACCUGAACAUGAAGGACACUGGUUUUAAUUUGACUCCAGCGAUUCAGAAGCAAAUGGCUGUAGGUGUGUACAGCGAUGGCCAGCCAGCUCCCCUUUACAACCUUGGCUGGUACCGGCCAGCAGGUCAGAUGUAUUCUACAGCAGCUGACAUGGCCAAACUUAUGAUGGCUCUUCUGGGCUCAUACGGAAGGGCCCUGCUCCGCCAGGACACACUGAACACCAUGCUGACCCCAAUCAUCAGAUGUCAUAGUGGCUACUUUGCCAACUCCACUGGCACACCGUGGGAGAUCAACGAACAAUUCGGCUACGAUGUAGUGAGGAAGGACGGCGACCUAGAUGGAUUUGCAGCCACCUUCUCUCUGGUGCCACGUCUGAAGCUGGGUCUAGUGAUCCUGAUGGCUGGGGUUCGGCCUGCCGACAGAGACAUUGUGAGCCAGACAUACAAUUAUCUCAUCCCUGCAGUGGAGAAUGCUUUCAGAAAUGCUCGGCGAAUUCUCAGACCACCACCUGACCCAGCUCCAUAUAUUGGCUUUUUUACUUACAGAAAUAUGACUUUCUAUGAGAUUAAGGUGGAUUCAGAUGGGGUGCUUGUCAUGCAGCAGUUUGGACCACAGGUAGACACAAAUGUGCCAUCCAAGUACCGAACUAUUAAGCUGGAUUACCUUGAGGACAGGGUGUUCAGGGUGGUGUUUGAGAGCCCCUAUCCUUGCAAGUUGAAAGUUAAUAGUGCCUCGGUCUCCUUGGAGGCACAGGACAGACAACUCUUCAACUUCUACCUUUUCACCAAAAAAGGUGUGUCACCAGGAUUUGACUCCCCAGGACUCAACACAUACAGGGUGAUGAGGGUAGCUGGCAGACCUUACUUUACUUCAUAAAUACUGGAAUUCAACAAGUUCAUCACUAACAGGGACAGAUGAGGUGGGAAACUUGAUACUGAAAACACAUCACAGUUUUUUUUACUGUGUUGUCAGUGUCAUGUGAGUCUCUCUUGCUAAGUUUAUUAUAAUUAUUCUGGACUGGUAUUUUGUAUUAUUUAUGUAAAACUCUUGUGCAAAUGAUCAGUUCUACCAUUUACUCUUGUCCAAAUAUCCAAGGCAAUCUUUGACAGAUCUUUCUGUUCAAUAACUGGCACUGCUGUAAAAAUGUUUGCUAAGGGGUGUUUAAUUCAUUUACAAUGUGGCAUUAUUCUUCUUUAUCUUUUAAGUGCCUGCAGUGUGACCUAAAGAGGUAAAACACAACUGACUAAAAUGUUGAAUGGUUAAGAUUUUCAAGAAUCAGUCCCAGCAGGCAAACAUGUCAACACAGUGUCUAUGAGGAAUACAUCUACAAGUUAAAUGAUAUAUUAAAUAAAGACCAAAUUUAAUAUAA
Messenger RNA from Acanthochromis polyacanthus (spiny chromis), 2495 nucleotides. RefSeq names its product putative beta-lactamase-like 1. NCBI's taxonomy places the organism in Eukaryota, Metazoa, Chordata, Actinopteri, Pomacentridae. The record is from RefSeq and is a predicted model, not a curated record.